Galleria mellonella (greater wax moth) is the source of this 6203-nucleotide messenger RNA. RefSeq names its product mediator of RNA polymerase II transcription subunit 23 (gene MED23). Gene Ontology annotation, cellular component: mediator complex; transcription regulator complex. Lineage: Eukaryota; Metazoa; Arthropoda; Insecta; Lepidoptera; Pyralidae. Bases 253 to 4260 code for a protein of 1335 amino acids. The record is from RefSeq and is a predicted model, not a curated record. Gene Ontology annotation, biological process: positive regulation of gene expression; regulation of transcription by RNA polymerase II. The transcript is spliced from 17 exons.
UUGUAGUCUUUGUUUUUAUCUUUAUCGGUGUCAUAUCUUAAUAAUUUGUAAUAUUUUGUCUCUUUAUACGAAUUAUCACAAUAAUAUUAAUACUAAAACUUAAAAUAUCAAGUGUCCACAUAAGAGGAGGCCUAUUUAAAACUCGUAUUAUAAAUUAAAACAUGUUAUUCAACUUUUGAUGAAACAAACUCGCGCAAUGUUAUAAAAAUGAUUUAAUAAAAUUCUGCAUUUGUAAUAAAUUUAUUGAUAGAAAUGGCUGACGCACAAAUUGCUAAUAUAGUUAAUGAAAUUUUGAGGGUGGAAGCUGUAGAAGAGGCGUUUAGUUGCUUUCUAGUACACAAACCUGAUCAAGAAAAUGAAAGGUUAUCUAUGUAUCAAAAAAAGCUCUGUGCAGUGAUGACCACAUUAAGCGCAGACUUGCAAGAGUCUGCUAUACGCCAAUACCUGACUCUUACUGCUGUCUUAACAAAUAGAUAUAAAAUGAAGCAACUGUUAACUCUUUUGGAAAAUUUAGUUAACACUAACAUUUUACAGGCAAGGAUGCUUUGUGAUUGUAUAUUAACAAGCGAAAAACUUGUUUAUCAGUAUGCAGAUUAUUGGAUAGAAUGUUUCAAUUUGAUCAGAAGGAUUAUUGGAGGUGUUGAUUACAAAGGAGUUAGAGAAAUAAUGAAAGGCUGCAGAGAAAAAGCUCAUACAUUACCAGUGAGACUUAAUUCGAGUACUAUGCCUCAACUGAAGGCCUUAGACAAUGUUAUUGAAUAUAUAUUUGAUCGCAAUGCUUCAUUGUUACCAGCAUACUUUAUAGUAACUGAGAUUCAAAAAGAUUAUCCAGAUAAUAAUCACUGGCCUCAUUGGCAAUUAGCUAAAUUAUUGACUAGUUUUGUCGAGAGUUUCAAACCUUGUGCUCAAAUGGUUUCUAUUAUUGGACAUUCACAUAUGCUGCCUGUCGUUGAGUUUUCUGGAUAUGCUGAUCAUCUUAUCAACCCUUGGCGAUUAGAUCCUACAACUUUAAAAUUCUCUCUUAAGGGAAAUUUACCAUACGAUGAUGAGCUUCUGAAGCCUCAAAUAGCACUACUAAGACAUGUUUUGCAGCAGCCUUAUUCUAGAGAUAUGAUGUGCUCAAUGUUAGGUCUACAAAAACAACAUAAGCAGCGUUGCAUUGCCUUAGAAGAUCAACUAGUUGAGCUGAUGAUACUUCCUAUGGAGAGAAGUGAACAAGAAAAUGAGGAAGAUGAGAUGUCUUCAACACAUUGGUGUUGGUUGCAUUUAUCAUCACAAGUUAUUUACUUAAUUUUAAUUGGUUUUGCCUCUUUUCCUAACAUAGUUAUGGGCCUCCAUAAUAAAUUAAUUGGUCAUGAUAUGAAGAAAGGGCGAGACCACCUAAUGUGGGUUCUGCUACAGUAUAUAUCAGGAAGUAUACAAAGAAAUCCGUUGUCAAAUUUUUUGCCAAUUAUAAAAUUACACGAAGUUUUAUAUCCUGAAAAAGAGCCCUUACCAGUGCCCGACUAUGCGAAAGCUCAUUGCACGCACCAAAUGGCUGUUGUGUGUAUUUGGAUGCAUUUGUUAAAGAAAGCUGAAACAGAACACAAAACUAUGACCAUGCCACAAAACUUGAAAGUUCAAUAUGAGUUUCUUCAACAUCUCAUGACUUCAAAUAGUACUCCAACAUUAAUGGGAUCCGAUUAUCGCAUAGCUUUGUUAUGCAAUGCGUAUUCUACAAAUCAAGAAUACUAUGCAAGACCAAUGGGAAUCAUAAUUGAAACUCUUAUUGGCACUCAAAAAGCCUUACCAAAUGGCAAUCCAGCAACUCCUCUGCCCACGGUGCCUCUGUCAAUGUGUAUCUUGGAUAGUCUGACAUUACACUGCAAAAUGUCGCUUAUUCAUUCAAUUGUAGCACAUGUUGCAAAACUUGCUCAGAACAAAACCAAUAUGCCAGGAAGUACAAUGAUGGCACCAGCACUGGUUGAAACAUACAGUCGACUACUGGUGUAUACUGAAAUAGAAUCUUUGGGUAUAAAAGGUUUUAUAAAUCAAUUCUUACCGACAGUAUUCAAAUCGCAUGCAUGGGGAAUACUGCACAACCUUUUGGAUAUGUUUUCUUACCGCAUACAUCAUAUACAACCUCACUACAGGGUAACUCUGUUAUCUAAUAUACAUUCAUUGGCGGCAUACCCACAAGCGAAUCAGACACAGUUGCAACUGUGUUUUGAAAGUACAGCACUUCGUUUGAUAACGAGUUUGGGUAGCUCAGGAGUUCAGUUACAAAUGUCCCGCGUUGUUUCGGAACCCAAAUCUCUCGUUUCUUCAGAGAGCGAGGAGCUCAAUCGCGUUUUAGUGCUUACGCUUGCGCGCGGCAUCGCUAUGACGGGAGCAGGUAGCGACGGGGCCGCUGUGAAGGAGCUGCUCACGACUAUUAUGACGAAUACGCCGCAUAUGUGGUCACAGCAUACCCUGCAGUGUUUCCCGCCAGUGCUUGUGGAGUUUUUCGCUCAGAACCCGGCUCCUAAAGAAAACAAACAAGUUUUAAAAAAGUCUGUAGAAGAGGAAUAUCGCAAGUGGACGUCAAUGGCAAAUGAUAAUGACAUCAUAUCGCAUUUCUCGGUACCAGGAACGCCGCUGUUCUUAUGUCUUCUUUGGAAGAUGAUUUUCGAAACUAACAGAAUAAAUCCUAUUGCUUUCAAGAUCCUAGAACGUAUUGGUGCUCGUGCAUUAUCUGCGCACUUGCGGAAAUUUUGCGAUUACCUUGUAUUCGAAGUGACCAACCCUGCGGGCGGACAUAUCACCAAAUGUGUAGAAGCCAUAAAUGAUAUUAUAUGGAAAUAUAAUAUAGUUACCAUCGACAGGCUUGUUCUAUGUUUGGUACUCCGUCCUAAUCCUGAUGCAAACGAGAGCCAAGUGUGUCUGUACAUUAUUCAGCUGUUGCUAUUAAAAGGGGGUGAACUUCGAAACAGGGUGCAAGACUUUGUAAAAGAGAACUCCCCCGAGCACUGGAAACAAAAUAAUUGGUAUGAAAAGCAUUUAGCGUUCCAUAGAAAAUACCCAGAGAAAUUUGCACCUGAAGAAGCAAGUAGCGCUUAUGGCGGCCCAAUUCCGGUGUAUUUGAGUAACGUUUGUCUCAGGUUCAUCCCUGUAUUUGAUAUAGUCGUUCAUAGAUAUUUGGAGAUACCGCAAGUCAGCAAAAAUUUGGAGCAUCUUUUGGAGCAUCUGGGCCACUUAUACAAAUUCCAUGAUCGUCCAGUCACGUUUUUAUAUAAUACACUCCACUAUUACGAGUCCAAACUUCGUGACAAGCCAUUAUUAAAGAGAAAACUCGUGAAUGCGGUACUCGGUUCACUAAAAGAUGUGCGUCCACCUGGUUGGGCCACCACUGAAGCUUUUCAGGCUUAUCUUGGAAACACAGACACAGAUGCUACAGGAUGGACUCCAGACCUCAACUAUUACUUGAGUUUGGUUAACAGAAUGGUGGACACUAUGACUGGCAACUCGCACUUCCCAAACACUGACUGGCGCUUCAACGAAUAUCCAAAUCCUUCUGCACAUUCACUUUAUGUGACGUGUGUUGAACUCAUGUCCUUGCCUCUGGCUCCUAACUUUGUGGGGAACAGCCUCCUAGACGUGGCUACAAAAGGAUUUGUAGUAAUCCCUGCUACGAAAAUUCAAUUAUGGAUCAAUGCUAUAGGAUUAAUAAUGGCUGCUCUUCCGGACCCAUAUUGGAAUGUUUUACAUGACCGUAUUUUGGAAUUGAUAACGAAUAAUGAAAUGAUAGAGUGGCCAUACCCGCACACUCCUUUCCAGCUUUUUAAUUUGACGACAACAAAUGAGGCUAUGUUAGAGAAUAAGUAUAGCUUAACAUUGGCGUUGGCUCAUGCAGUGUGGUAUCAUGCAGGAGCGGGGCAAAUCAUGCAAGUUCCACAAUUUGUGAAGGAGAAAUUGUCGUCGGAGAUAAGGACUGAGGUUCAAUUACUGUUCCUAUGUCAUUUAGUAGGCCCCUUCCUACAACGGUUUAAUUCUGAUCUGUCACGAGCUGUAAUGGAUAUUACGAUUACUCUGUACGAGUUGCUCGCACAUAUCGAUAAGGCGCAGCCCCAUCUUCAAUAUAUCGAUCCGAUUUGUGAUCUACUUUACCACAUAAAAUAUAUGUUUGUUGGUGAUACCUUGAAGAAUGAAGUGGAGAGCGUCAUACGAAAGCUGCGUCCGGCUUUACAGAUGCGCCUGCGGUUUAUCACUCAUUUGAAUGUGGAGCAAAUAAACACAGCCUAGCAGAACGAUUACUACAGCUACACGCCUUCUAGCUCCAGUUCUAGCUCAGAAUGAAUGGCGACAGCUGUAGUGAUAUACUAAGAUUAACAUACAAUUUAACACUGAUUUAGUUUUAAAUUGAAUGUUGAUUAGGGAUCAGCAAAAUAGUUCUGACUGAAACCUCUUUUGAUGUAAUACGUGAUUAUAGGAUAACUAAUUUUAUCUGAAAGAUUUAAAUAUUUGAUAAUUUAGAAGAAGGAGAGACAUUGGUACAUCGUCUACUGCACAAGGUUCGUCUUAUACAUUCGUUAAUUAUUUAUGAUUUAGUAACAUUCUAAGGGAUUAUCAGGAAUAUAGGGUUAUUUCUUAUAUAUCUGGGAUUUGAUAUAAUGCCCUUUCUAAAAUAAAGAUUUCAGACAGGGACGGAAAAUAUGAACAUAUUAAAUUAUAACUGUUUGUUCAUUCAUCGAUAUGUGGCAAUUUUUUUAUACUUAAUAAUUCUUUAUAGUUAAAUACUUAAUAAUUAUUAAGUUACUUUUGUUAUUUAUAUUGCAUUGCGUUAGUAGUUUAUAAUUUCGAGUUUAAUAAUAUUUUUGUUACAAAACCUACAAUUAUUUAUAUUUAUUUCAUAUUUAUUAUGAAUCUGUAAUAAUAAAUAUUUGAAGCAUCACAUAUAAUAAAAACACAAAUAUACCGAAUCAUAAUUAUGAUAUUGCAAUAAAUAAUCACAAUAAAGUAAAAAUAGACCCUUAAAUAAGAAAAGAAGAACAAAGUUAAACCUUUAAAUGUGAUAAUUAUACAAAAGAUAGAAAAAAUAGAAAGAAAAGGAAAAUAGUGGAAAAACUUUUUCCGUCUAUUAUUUAGGAUACCUGAAGGUGGAAGGAAGAAAAUUUAAAUACGCAUACAAAAAUAGAAUACUGAUACUAAAUUUUUAUUUAAAAUACAUUAACUUUUAAUAAAAUUAAUUCGCAUUAUAUCUAAAAUACGAAACGCUCCGCCUGCAUGUAACAUCAUAUGUUGUAUUACUAGAUUUGUAGAAUUUAUGAAUUGAAUAUUUUAUUAGCUAUACUAAACUCUCUCUUUAUCGACUAAUUACUUCAUUAUAACCAGUGAUCAUUUCAUAACACCAGUUCAGAACAGUGAACAAGUAACGUAGGCGUACGGUAAUUAGAAUUAUUAUGCGUGAAGUAAAUCUAUCUUACAAUAUUACAUUUUAUUAGUUGUAGGUACCAAUAUUUUACCAUAAACCAUCGUGAUAUUUUAUAAUAAUAUUUGUUUAAUAAUAAGUUAUUAUAUAUGUGUGUUUAAAAUUCCCGUUACCCACAUUCAUAUAUGUAGUUAAAAAUGAACAUAAAUUUAUAAGUAAUUAUUUUGAUUAUUAUUCAUUAUAAAUUUUUGUUAAAUGAUCCCCGUAUUCAAUAAUAGCUAUGUGUACGUUUUGCAAUCUAAAAUAUAGUUGAAGGAACCACGUAUUUGUAAAACAUACGUUUAUGUUUACUUCACCAAAUAAAUUUAGCUAUGAGCAACGUGUCAAAAAUCAAAACAAUAAUUUUAGAAAGAACAAGUAGUUUGAAAUAAACAUAAUAUUAAGCAUGUUUGUUAAAGUUUCAAUAACAAUAUUGCUACCAUUAGAACAAAAUGUAGUGACUUAAUACAGUUCAAAUAGUGAAUUAGUUAUAUACAUAAAAUGUGUUUUUGCUUAAUAUUAGGUAAGAAUACAAGAAGGUACUUAUUGUGAUAUAUUCAGGGUCUGAUCUUGCUAUUGUUUCACUUUAGGCAAACGUUAUAUUUGCCGCCUUUGACAAUGAUACUUUAUAAGUAUUGUACUAUAUUGAUGACAAAAAGUGCCGCGGUCGCCCUAAAUCUCAAUUUAGUCGCUCCUCAUUUCUUUCGUUCUAGACAUUUGACCUCCACUCCAACAAUAGAUUGGACUCUGGGUAUUUUACACAUUUUGUACAUUAUGU